Magnusiomyces paraingens is the source of this 5928-nucleotide messenger RNA. RefSeq lists its product as uncharacterized. The record is from RefSeq and is a predicted model, not a curated record. Gene Ontology annotation, biological process: mRNA export from nucleus; mRNA processing. The coding region runs from base 1 to 5928 and encodes 1975 amino acids. The transcript is spliced from 2 exons. Gene Ontology annotation, molecular function: mRNA binding. Gene Ontology annotation, cellular component: THO complex part of transcription export complex. NCBI's taxonomy places the organism in Eukaryota, Fungi, Ascomycota, Dipodascomycetes, Dipodascales, Dipodascaceae.
AUGUCUGGGGCAAGCACGUCUCCCCUUCCUGGACCUCUGCCAUCUUCACGACCAGAGUCCAGCCCCAGCGCAAACUCCGCUACAACACCUUUAAAUAACUUCAAGAUACAGUUUUUAACCGACACAGAAAUUUCAUCAUGGGAGUCUUCUGGAAAAGCCAAAAUCCUUUCUAUUGCCACAGAGGCUGCAGAAGGUCACGAUCUGGCAACAAUCAUUGCCAUAAUACACGAAAUCAUAACAACAUGUGCAGAAGGAGUGUUACAACCACAAUACGCUAUUGAUUUUAUGAAUAUGUUACUCAGUAUGCCUCUAGAAAAUAUUGAUAAGCUCUUCCUUCACGCAUUUUCCCUCCACGAGUUAGUUGAGCCGCUCAAGAAAUUAAUCCUCUCUCUCAAUAUCGACAAGUCAUUGCUACUUCUACUGCUUGAACCAAAUACCCUCAUUGAUCUUGGUUUGACAAACAAAAUGUUUGAGCGCAAAAUUGUUCGCACAAACACAACUCUUCUUUAUAAACAAAAACGGUUCAAUCUUUUGCGCGAGGAAUCUGAGGGCUACUCCAAGCUCAUUGCCGAAAUUUAUUUGGCUGCAUACUCUAAAAACAAUCUUCAAAAAGUUGAUAGCACUGCAUCUACCAUUGUAUCACUCAUUGGCUACUUUGACCUUGAUCCCGUAAAAGCUCUCGACGUAUUUUUGGACAUUUCUGCUUCAAAUCUUGUCGCACAUUCUCAGUUUUUCAUCCAUGUUUUGAAAAAAUCCCCUUGGUGGCCAUCAAUCUCGUCAAAAGCCAACUCUAUAGAGGAUAUUGGAUCUGGCGGGAAUAGCAUGGCUGCACAACUUCUUGGAUUUAAGCUCCACUCUAUAUCUUCCUACAAUGAAGUGACUCCUGAAAACCUUUUGAUGCUCAUUGCUGUUCUCAUAAAAGAAGGAUUUUUAUCUCUUGGAGCAAUAUAUUCAUACUUAGACCCGCCAGACGAGGUCUUAAUCAAACUCUACGACCAAUGGAAAAGUGAUAUUGAAGACCGCGCUUUUAUGGCGAACUCAUCUGCUCUUGCUAUGGCAGCACCAUUAACUGACGACGCACCCCCAGAAAGUAAGUCACAAAAUCAUUCUUCAGAAACUCAAGAUCAAACCAAAAAAUCUGAUGGCACAAUAAAGUAUCCAAAUUACCAAAAGACUGGGCUUCUUCACUCUCUUCUGGCUGUCGGCUCUAUUUAUCCAGCUCUUUUUAUGCUUUCUCGCUAUCCAAAAAUUGUGGAUCCUUAUCCAGAGAUUGCGGAUCUUUUACUUAAAAUUGCCAACUAUGCCAUUGAUCCACUUUACGCUCAGCAUGGCAAACCUUUAAUACAGGAGAAUAUAAAUAUCGCUGUUCCAAAACUGAUACCCACCAGUAUUCACGACGAUUUGACACUUGCCAUACCCCACCAUGGCCAAUAUAGACGCGGGUUGGUGCCUAUUCGUCCCAUUACUGAUUCAAAUCCUCCAAAGUUUUUUUACGAACAAUGGUCUUCAGAAGUCGUUGUUGCAACUGAUUUAGAGGGUCUGCAGCGAAUUUCUGAAGUCUUUAUAAGGCUUGCUGGCCCGCUUCUUUCCAGAAACAUUGAACUUCUGGUCAAACUGUGUCGAAUCGGUAUUGCAUUUUGUCGUGAUGAACGGGAAAAUAACAGUCCUGUUUUGGAGUUUUGGAUCGAUUAUGCUCGCAAUUAUAUUCUUCCUACAAUUUCUCUUUUGGAACCCAACCCUGGCGCCAUUCAAGAAAUUUUCAAUCUAUUCCGUCUGUUCCCGUUUGAAACGAGAUAUUCCUUAUAUGGUGAAUGGCAAACAGUUGUCCUCAAAAGCUCCCCUCAUUUAAAAUUUUCUUCCUCCAAGGCAGAAAAAGACACCAAAAAUGUUCUUAAACGACUUUCCAACACUAAUGUGCGCGAAAUGAUGCGUAAGCUUGCAAAAGUAUCAUAUUCAAACCCCAUUUCAUGCUUCAAGGUCUUUAUUGGCCAAGUUGAAAGCUACGAUAAUCUUGCUAGUUUAGUCGUCGAGGCCGCUCGCUAUUUUACUGAUAUGGGUUGGGAUGUGUUUCCUUUCAUUAUUAUGAUUCAGAUGACGUCUGGUCGCGGUACACAACAAAUGGACGGUCUCAAUGACCGUAAAUGGAUUCAAUCACUUGCUAGUUUCACCGCAAAACUAUGUCGCAGAUACACCUACAUGGACCCACGACCACUUCUUUUAUUUUUACUUCGCAAGCUACAUGUCAAUGACUUGUCUUUUAUCAUUGUUUUGCGUGAGCUUAUUACACAGAUGGCAGGUAUCGCUCAACUGUCCAAUCUGACCACGGCACAAGUUGAAAGCUUGGGUGGUGGGUCUGUACUUCGUUCCAAGGUCUUUGAAGCUAUUGACGACGAGCGUGAGCUAGUGGCCAAAGCCGGACGUCGUCUUGUGGAAUCAUUCACUAGCUUGAAUAUUUUUUCUGAGCUAUUCAUCCUCUUAAACCAAAUCCAUCAGCGAUUUAUCCAUUUUGUUCCAGAGGACAAGGCCCAUGAAAAGGUCUUGGCUUCACGAUACGAUGACCUCACUCACAUUUUAAUCCAGUUUAUUGAAAUGACUACUUAUUAUCUUGAUAUUAAAGUCUUCAAGGCAAACAUGAAACCUGUUGUUGAGCUUUGCAUUGAUUAUGGGAUUGAUGUUGCUUAUGCGUUUGGAAUUUGGAGACAAUACCUUGGCGAGGAAAUUCGGGGAUUUGGUCCUUCUAAUGCUGACAGCAAGGCAGAACCUGGUGAGCUUGAGCAUUGGCACCCAGUUUUACGGUCGCUUAUUAAGGAUAUUUACAAUCUUUAUCCCGAAGAAGAGUGGAAGCACCUCAAACCUGGAUUUUUCGUUACAUUCUGGCAAUUAUCUCUUUACGAUAUUCAAUGCCCAACUGAAAAAUAUCAACAAGCAGAGGUCAAAAUCAAGGAGAACAUUGCCACUAUCGCCGACCGAAUCCGGUCUGCAGAAAGCUCCAAUAGUAGAGAAAUCAAUCAAACAGCCAAGCAGUAUCGUUCUCAACGUGACCAACUGUCUCAGCAGCUUUCAAAGCUUGUUGAAGAGAGCCAACGUCACGCCCUUCAUUUUGGAAACUCCAAGGCCCGUCUGCGCAAAGAAAAGAUUCAUUGGUUCAAUUAUGACAACGACACGAGUGUAGUCAACAAGGGUUCUUCACUGCGCCAAUCCAUCACCAAACAAAUUUUAGCGAAGUGCAUUCUGCCACGUGCAUUGACUUCGCCAAUUGAUGCCAUUUUCUGUGCUCGCUUUGCCCAGCUCUUGCACUCAAUUGGUACCUAUAACUUUUCUUCGUUGACAUUUUACGAUCAGUUAUUUUCCGAUGGCAUUCUCUACGGCACAUUGCUGACAUGCACUUCCUACGAAGCUGAGAACCUUGGCCUUUUCUUGUCGGAACUAUUUGCUAAGCUCAUGCAAUGGCGCGAGAAUGAAAAAGUCUAUGAAGAUGAUGGUCUGGGAAAGCACUACGUUGACGAUAAGGUGACAUUUUUGCCUGGGUUACGUUUUAUUGACAAUGGGGAUGAGCUUAAUGAAACUUGUCUUUUGGACCAUAAAAAUUUCAAAACGGCUUUGGAAAAAUGGAACAGCUGUACAACUCGUGCAAUUGUAGAUUGUCUCAAAAGUGACGUUUACAUGCAUCGCCGUAACGCCAUUACUCUAUUGCGCAACAUGAUUGAGGUGUUUCCAGCCAUCACUACCCAGGGUUGGGAAAUUACUAAUGCUAUGGAGAGAAUAUCCAAAAAUGAAGACCGCGAGGAUCUUAAACUUGCGGCCAACGCACUCCUGGUACACCUCAUGCGCCGCUCCAAGUCUUGGAUUGAAAUGUAUGACUUUAUGGUGGUCAGUGCUGAGCGUCGUGAACAGCUCAUCAAGCAGUCUGCUGAAGCCAAGCGUGAGCGUGAAAAGAAGAAGCGUGGAACCAACAAAUCUUCCUCAUCAUUGCCCAGCAAUGUAAUCUCGUCUACUACCUCAACAGCUGUAACAGUGCCUUCAUCUACAGCUCAUUUGCGUCGUGAUUCGCGGUCCAUAUUGCCUGCAGCUGUGCGUCGCGAGGAAAAGUCGUCUACACCCAGUUCACUUCCAGCGUCGUUACCAAAGAUUCCUUCAGGCCCUCGUCGCAGUGACGACUCUCGUGGACCAUCCGAGUCUCGCAGUGGUCCAGCCCAUGGUGCUACGGAGGCUGCAUCACGUCAAAUACAAGGCCGUGAAAGCAGAUAUCCACGCACAGGACGUCCUGCCGAGAAUGGCCGAGCCUACCACUCAACAGCCUCAGAUUCCAAGGCUAGAAAUAGCGGAAAUACCAAUGGAAGCGGAGGAGCUGGAAGUGGUAAUAACAGCAAGGCUUAUGAUGACAAGCGGAGCCCAUUGCCAUUCAGUGGACAAUCAGUGCCAGAUCGACGUGGCGACGAAAAUCGGUCAAGAUCUGGCCGUGCGACGCCCGAUAACCGCGCUAAUGAUGAUAUACGGUCAUCGGGUGGCAGUGGAAGCAACAAAAAGCAGGAUUCUGAGGAACCGAUACGCUCGAAGAGCAAUUUGAGACGAGAGACGUUGGUUUCUGAAGAUAUUAAAGAGCAGCGCAAGGAGGAUAGUCGACUAUCGAGUCGUCUUAAGGAGGAUUCUGGACCUGCUGCACGGUUUAAUAGCCGCACGUCGCGCGACUCUCCUCGAGACUCUCGGGACUCUCGGGACUCUCGUGAUUCUCGGGAUUCCCGUGACUCCCGUGACUCCCGUGACGCGACACCCAAGGGUAACGAAGACGAGCGCAAUGCGAGCCGGCGGGAGCGAGAAAGUGAGCGCGAACGCCGAAACAAGGAACGUGAGCGCGAACGUGAAAAAGAUCUGCGGAUGCGUGAUCGUGAACGCGAGCGUGAACAACAUAAUCGUGAACGUGAGCGUGAGCGCGAGCAUGAGUUGAGGGAGCGAGAUCGUGAUCGUGAUCGCGACAGAGACCGCAGUGGUGGUGGUAGUGGAGGCGGGUUUGCAAAACCGUUGCCGGCUCGUGGAGGUGGAGGUGGAGGCCCCAAGCAGUCGAAACAGGGCGAUCGUGGAAACAAUAGUCGUCCUGGAAGCGGCGGAAACAACGGGCCAGGAGGAUCUAACAGCAAGUCUGGCGGCGGUAGCUCGUCUUCAGGUGCAUUUUCUCAGGAAAACAAGGCUCGUGGUAGUGGCGGCAGCAACAUUAGUGGAAAUGGCGGAGGUGGUGGAUCUCGAGGAUCAGAUGUGCGAGGUCCAUCCGACGAACGCGGGGGGAACCAAGAAAAGCGGUUUAGUAGUGGAGGCAGUGGAGGCAGUGGAGCGCGACGAGGUGGAAGCAACAGUAAUAGCAGCGGUCCUAAUUCUGGAGCUUCUGAUCGCCGCGACUACGAAAGCAGUGGACGCGGCGGUAGCAGUAGUGGUAACGGGCCUAGCGAUUCAUCCUCGUCACAAAACUUGCCGCCACAAGUUCCGCUAGGACCUGAUCGCGAGAGGCGAGGCAAUAACGCGGACCACCGUCGUGGAGGAAGUAACAACGGCAACAACAGCGGCGGCGGCAGCGGUGGUGGCAAUGGAGGAGGUAGUGGCGGCGGCAAUGCACGCAAGGGUGGCAGUAACAAUGGGCCUGCACGGGAGCGUGGUGGUGGCGGAGGACCCAGCGGUGGUAGUAGUGGGAACCUGCGGGAGUUUGGACCACGCGGCGGCAGUAACAGUGGAGGUGGUGGCGGACGCGGACGCGAUGACGGCGAGCGCGGGCGUCAUGGGCCUCGCGAUGACCGCGAUGACCGGCGCAGUGGGAACGGGCCAAGUGGAGACUCUGGAAGCCACGGCGGACGCAAACAUAUGCGGAGCGGUGGUGGCAACAAUGGUGACCGGGAGUCUAGCGGCGGUGGUCCCGACAAGCGUCGUCGGAUGAAGCGAUAA